Molecule: messenger RNA, 982 nt
Organism: Rosa rugosa (rugosa rose)
Lineage: Eukaryota; Viridiplantae; Streptophyta; Magnoliopsida; Rosales; Rosaceae
Exons: 4
Coding region: 511-753 (80 amino acids)
Source: RefSeq, a predicted model, not a curated record
GUGUAUUAAGUAUACAAACGCCCGAACACUGAAAGGUUUGUACGCGCAGCAGCUGACAGAGUGAGAGUUUUCUCUCUCGGCCGGACGAUACCGGAGUCCAGAUCUGAAGUCAGAUCAGCCUAGCCUCUUCUGACAGUAUGGACAACGGUUGGUGUUUGCUGACCGGCGGGAUCUGUUGUGCUGCUCUCCGACCACGGGGCAGAUCUACUAUCUCCGGCUCUCUACCGCUGGUUCUCUCUCUCCGAAACCCCCAAGGGUUGCAAUAUGUUUUGGGCUAUUUAUCGCUUUUACUUCUGAAAAGGUUUCAUUUUAUAUGUACCGUAGAUUUCAAAUUUAUUUGGGCUGCAUUUGAUCUAAAUGUGAUUUCAAGCCAAUUAACUUGAAGCAAAACCAUGAUUGUAGUAGAUUGGAUUAGGCUAGGAGAUCUUGGUCGAUUUCUCAGGUGAUGAGGGGAAGUCUAGUGCGCUUUGGAUCGGCAGUAAGGUUGAAGUUGGAGUGGUAGUGGAUUCGAUGGAAAGAGACCAAUUUCCCUCAACACAAUCGUUUCACUUCCAAUUCAGUGACCCCAUCAGAGGACAACAGCAUAGCAUGGAGCACGGUAGAGAACUAGAGAUACUAGAGACCAACUCAAGGGAGAGGGUCGAGAUUGAGCAGGUCUUAAAUCUUGAUUUGGAAGUUAUAAAGAAGGCUAUUACAUCUGGCUUCAUUCAUCUGUGGCAAGCUCUAACCAGGCAGAAAUAUGUGGUUCUAUAAAGGAAGUUGAAGCAAUAUUGGAACAAGUACUACUAAUUAAAUUACUCAAGAUUUCCAUGUUUUAAAAUUCUAUGAAAUUAAUUCUACCUGAUAUAGAGGGGUUCUACUCCAUUGGGUUGCUUGGAGUUGAGUAGUUUUUGGGAGAGAAUGUAAUCCUCAGUUUUGGAGUUUGUUUAUGUAUUGUUGGAUGAUUUGGACAGAGUUGUUUAAUGAAAUGUAUAAUCACUAU